Messenger RNA from Cucurbita maxima (winter squash), 1090 nucleotides. RefSeq lists its product as uncharacterized. Bases 248 to 898 code for a protein of 216 amino acids. The record is from RefSeq and is a predicted model, not a curated record. The transcript has 2 exons. NCBI's taxonomy places the organism in Eukaryota, Viridiplantae, Streptophyta, Magnoliopsida, Cucurbitales, Cucurbitaceae.
AAUGUCAACGGUCAACCAUAUCUAAUUGUUUCUAUUAAUAAAAAAAAAAAAAAGGAAAAGAAAAAUCCAUUUGUAAUGCCUUGGAGAAUAAAAGCCCCACCCCAAUUCAAAAAGAAACCCCUUCAGUUUUCAGAGCCAAAACAGAAAUUGUGACUUGCAGAGGAAGAAGAACACGAAACCCUAGAUUACGAAUCGAGUCGACAGGGAGGAGUUCAGAUAUAGAGAGAAUCGUACCGGAAUAUUGGAGAUGAAGCUUGUUUGGUCCCCUGAUACGGCUUCCAAAGCCUACAUCGACACCGUCCAAUCUUGCGAUCUCCAUACAGAAUCCGGCGUUGCGGAAUUGAUUUCGGCGAUGGCGGCCGGACGGAACGCUCAAUUCAUCGUCGAGACGUGGUCGAGCGGCGGAGCGAUUGCAACGAGUAUUGGACUGGCGGUUGCUCGCCGGCACACCGGAGGGAGACACGUGUGUGUGGUGCCGGACGAGAGAUCGCGAGGAGAAUAUUGGAGAGCGAUGGAGAGAGCGGGAUUGGCGCCGGAAGUGAUCGUGAGAGAGCCGGAGGAGGUGAUGGGAGGACUGGUAGGGAUAGAUUUUCUGGUGGUGAAUAGUGAGAGGAGGAAUUUCAGUCGAGUUCUGAAAAUGGCGAAUCUGAGUUCCAGAGGAGCGGUUUUGAUAUGCAAGAACGCGAACUCGAGAAGCGAUUCGAGUUUCAGAUGGAGUAAUGUUACCAAUAACGGAACGCGGCGGCUGAUUCGAUCAGCGUUUUUGCCGGUGGGGCAGGGAUUGGAUAUUGCAUACGUGGCGGCGGAAGGAAGGAAUUCAGGUUCCGGCGAGGGGAAGGGGAAAUGGAUCAAGCAGGUUGAUCGACGAUCAGGGGAGGAGUUUGUGAUUCGGAAGUGAUUUCUGUUCCGUCAAGCAAAGCGCUGUCGUUUUAGUUUUAUACAGUUUUGUCCGUUUCUUAAUCGUACUUAUCAGAUUGAGUGACAAAUAUAUUGAUUUUUUGUCUCGUUUUUGAGAUGAACAGAUUGUUGUUUUAAAUUUUCUUACAAACAAGAUGAGACAAAGUGAGUAUGCGCAUUCAAUUUUUGGUUG